GCCAAUCAGGAAAAAGCUUUCACGGGUCUCUAGGCAGAUGAUCGUGUCAGCAGCCAAUGAGGUGGUCGGACCAAGGGAGCGGGGACUGACAGAGUGUCAGCGUCAGAGUCCCGUGGAAAACAUCAGUCUCCGUUCGAAAUCCCUCAGCAAAAGAUGCCGAACAAAAGCAAGAGAGAGAAGGAAACAAGCAAAUGUACCAAAAGCAGUCCAAAAAGCGCAGACGCUAACGUCAGCACCAACAAAGAUGUUUCCAUGGACAGCGCUGCUGAUGAGAGCGUCGGUCAGCGUCCCGGUGGCAGUGUACCGCCUCCCACUCAGCUGCACAAGAUCAAAUAUUGUGGAGGUCCUCAAGUGGUGAAGAAGGAACGACGUCACAGCUCAUCUCGCUUUAGUGUGAGCAGGAACAGAGAACUCCAGAAACUACCUGCUCUUAAAGAUGCUCCAGCCAUGGAUCGUGAGGAACUCUUUGUGCAGAAGUUGCAACAGUGCUGCGUACUCUUUGACUUUGUGAGCGACCCGCUUAGCGACCUCAAGUUUAAAGAAGUCAAGCGAGCGGGGCUCCUGGAGAUGGUCGACUACAUCACGCACAACACGGACGUGCUCAGCGAAUCCAUCUACCCGGAGGCCGUCAUCAUGUUUUCAGUCAAUUUGUUCCGGACUCUUCCUCCGUCCUCCAAUCCGACCGGAGCAGAGUUUGACCCUGAGGAGGACGAGCCAACGCUGGAGGCUGCCUGGCCACAUCUGCAGCUGGUUUACGAAUUCUUCCUUCGCUUCCUGGAGUCUCCAGAUUUCCAACCCAACAUCGCCAAGAAAUACAUGGACCAAAACUUUGUUUUGUCGCUGCUGGAGCUGUUUGACAGCGAGGACCCUCGUGAACGAGACUUCCUGAAGACCAUCCUGCACCGGAUCUAUGGCAAGUUCCUGGGUCUUCGCGCCUACAUCCGUCGGCAGAUCAACAACAUCUUCUACAGGUUCAUCUACGAGACGGAGCAUCACAACGGCAUCGCUGAGCUGCUGGAGAUCCUGGGCAGCAUCAUCAACGGAUUUGCUCUCCCGCUCAAAGAGGAGCACAAGAUGUUUCUGAUCCGAGUCCUCGUCCCGCUUCAUAAGGUCAAGUCCCUCAGUGUCUACCACCCACAGGUCAGAGCUGAACCGCUCCUAAGCUACUUCCUGUUUCCUGUUUGGGGAAAACGAAAUGGGGACAUAAUGUGUGUGUGUUCUGUGUCACAGCUGGCGUACUGUGUGGUCCAGUUCCUGGAGAAGGACAGCGGCCUGACAGAACCGGUGAUCAUGGGGCUGCUGAAGUUCUGGCCCAAGACUCACAGUCCCAAGGAGGUGAUGUUCCUCAACGAGCUGGAGGAGAUCCUGGAUGUCAUUGAGCCGACAGAGUUCAUCAAAGUCCAGGAGCCGCUCUUCAGACAACUGGCCAAGUGUGUGUCCAGCCCCCACUUUCAGGUGGCAGAACGUGCGCUCUACUACUGGAACAACGAGUACAUCAUGAGCUUGAUCAGUGACAACACGGCCAACAUUCUUCCCAUCAUGUUCCCCGCUCUCUACAAGAACUCCAAGAGCCACUGGAACAAGACCAUCCACGGCCUCAUCUACAACGCGCUCAAACUUUUCAUGGAGAUGAACCAAAAGCUGUUUGACGACUGCACUCAGCAGUACAAGAGCGACAAACACAAGGAAAAACACAAGAUGAGGGAGAGAGAAGAAGUCUGGCUGAAACUGGAAGACCUGGCGAGACACAAUCCUCAGAGCAACAAACUCCUCCCUCUCCGCCCUGGACUCCACCCACAAGAAGCGAUGGCGUCCUGCUCGGUAAGCGGGGAUGCAGACGUCCUGACACUGGAGGACAUUCAGCUGCUGAAGAAGACAGUGGCGAGCCAAGCAGCGCUGGUGGUGAAGGACGCCAAGAAGGACAAGGUGGUGAUGAGGAGGAAGUCGGAACUCCCGCAGGACGUUUACACCAUCAAAGCUCUGGAGGCGCACAAGAGGGCUGAGGAGUACCUAACAGCCAAUCAGGAGGCUCUCUGACUGAGGGAGGCGGUCCACGAUGCCGCCCCCGUCCCCAUCCUGGCUUUGAGGCCAUCGUGGAGGAAGUUGACCAGAGCGCCAUCAGGGCGGAGCUAGAUGCAAGCACCUGCUAAGCUCCGCCUCCUGGUGGCAGAGCUGCUCGGCCUGCAACUGCUCGGCAAGCUUGGCGAGCGCAAGGACGGACGGUAGGCCACACACACUUGAAGCCGUCUCUGCCUGGAGUCGACUUCAGGUGCUUGUGAGGCGCCAAGUGUGGUCACAUGACGCCAACGAAUCAAGUUCGCUGUGUGAGGCUUUGAGAUCUGGAUCAAUUGUGAUUACUUCACCGUCACUCCACCAGUGGGCGGAGCCAGCAAACCAGCCGUCAAUGCUGCUGCCCCUUGUGACUGGGACGUGUUACUACAACUUUGAUGUCCAAUACAUGUCACAUGACCUCCUUUCAACAUUGUGAUUGGUCCGCACAUGAAAGCUCCAUGAAAUACAAAACAGAUCCUCCUGGUUUGUAGACUUGGUGUCCGCAUGGAACACAGCAGCAUCGAUCAACACAUCCUCGAUAUCGUUUGUCCGGCAUGUUCUAUAAUAUGCAAAACUAGUCUUGGAAUAUUGUUUUAAUUUUUAAUAUCGAUCAUCCUGAUUAUCACCCAAUGCAGGACUCUUACCUGCCGGGUUCAUCACACACAUGCACAAAGAUAAAAAUACAUACUGUUGAGACAAAGUCAAAUAGGGAUUUAAGGAAUGAUUUGACAUUUCCAUCACGACACAAACAGCGUGACUCGCCAGGGCGUUCCGGUUGUGGCGUUCAGGUGUUGUUGCAGUGGGUACGCUGCAUGGCGGCAAUGCCGUGGCGGCUAUGCAGGGUCCGCUGCACAACGUCCCGCCACUGGUCGUCUGAGAUCUCCCGGGCCCACGGCGGAACACCCAGCGACGGCAACGCCACCGCCGCCAUGGUCCUUUUCACCAGCUCCACGUGAGCUAGGGGAGCACACAGGAAGUAA
Doryrhamphus excisus (bluestripe pipefish) is the source of this 3032-nucleotide messenger RNA. The record is from RefSeq and is a predicted model, not a curated record. NCBI's taxonomy places the organism in Eukaryota, Metazoa, Chordata, Actinopteri, Syngnathiformes, Syngnathidae.